GAAAUCAAGAAGUAAAUGCUGAGGAGUUUUUCCACUUUCUUGAUUUUUAUUUAUCUUAUUUAAAGGAAUGGAUUCUUUUCAGAUCGUCCGAAAGAGAUGAUAAAUAGACCUGCAGGGAUAUGAAAGAUACAUGAUGAAAUCUAGGUUUCUUCAAAUGAUUUGUUUCUUUUUAGCACAUGACAAAAAUGUUUUUGCAUUCAUUAAGAUGUCGGUUUCACCGUCUGGUCCAAUAAAAAUUAAUCAGACUGUUUCUAUACAAUGCGCCUUGAAGGAUGAUACAGUCGCGGCUUUCUUUUACACCAGUGCAAACGUUUAUAUACCAUUCUGUGGUCUCUCGGGCCACACUUCAGGUGCAGAGUGUAAACCAAGUGAUUGCGCUAUAGCGUACAAUGCAUCAUGUCUCAAUGAUACGAUAUUCAUCGUACAAUAUCCUGUUCCUCUCAGCUGGAAAGGAACAAGUGUUUACUGCAGGGGUUUACUGUCUGAUGAGAGAAGUAAUGAAGUCAAAUUGACUGUUCAAGAUCAUGGCUUAGAUCCACCAUCCUCAAGCCCUGUCAUCAAAGCCUCCCCACCUGGAUUUCAGUAUGACAGCGGGACAAAUAUAACCUCUGAUAACCACAUCAUAGAGAUUACUGCUGGUGUAGUGGGGGUGGUCAUGUUCGUCAUACUCUUCACAGUUCUUGUGGUCUUUGUGUGGAGAGACAGAAGUAUAAAAAUGAAGGAUAUGUCUGAAAAUAAAUCUGUUAAUAAAAAAUAGAGGUAAACAAGGAGAAAAUAUUAUGCUAGUUUUGUUCACAAACUGAUUUUGAGUGAAAUAUUUCUCCAAUUUACACGCAUCUACAGUUGAACACUUUUAACGUUUCAUGAAAUAGAUUAAGUAUAGAAUUUACUUCUUGACUUAAAAUACAAAUCAUUUGUUUGGAAAAACUUGAUUAAAUCUCUUAGAUUUAUAAAAUAGUUCGAUUAAAAAAACCAUUGUCAUAAACAUAAAUCACUUCCUAUUAAAGCAGUGUUUUUGUCAACCAAUUUAAUCUAAAAUCAUGCAGUACAUUGUAUAAUAGAGCUUCGUCUUUAUUGGUUGGCCCUAUACUACUUAUGUUAUUGAUGAUAGAGUGCAAUAUAUUUUGAUUGGGUCCUUUUCUCCAGGUCAACAUAUACAGAAAGAAACGUAAGUGGAAUAAUUCAAUUGACAAGUGUAAUCUGUACUCUGUGUUAUGUACCAAAUCUAUUUUUUGCUUCCGUAGUGCUUUAAAAACACAAAUAUCUCUCACAUAUUAAAGGUUUUGAAUGCUUUAUG
Molecule: messenger RNA, 1297 nt
Organism: Saccostrea cuccullata (small rock oyster)
Lineage: Eukaryota; Metazoa; Mollusca; Bivalvia; Ostreida; Ostreidae
Exons: 5
Coding region: 131-757 (208 amino acids)
Source: RefSeq, a predicted model, not a curated record